AUGUGGCUGGACACGGCAAGAGCGAAUGCGUGUAUACUCGUUGGUCCUACAUGUGCUGUUCCGCCACCAAAAAAGGAAUGGUGUGAACUGGCAUCGGCGAUAGCAACAGCGGCUCGUAAUGGAAUGGAAAUUCUGUUGAUCGUUAUACCCAGUGGAGACACAGCAUAUGAUGGGAUGGAGCUGAACCAGGCCGUUGAACUUGCAAGGAAGUCGGUUGCGCUUAUGUCGCGAAAUAUUGUCAGCCUGAUACCGAUGAUAGAAUGCACAUGCGAACCUUCACAUGGACAGUCAGUACAUCGAAGGAAUUCUGAUGCUGACGUUUAUUCAGAAGAAACAGUGAUUGGAUAUAUGCAGGUUCUAAGGGAGUAUGUAAAGCCAGAAAUCAAUCUUCAUCGUUUCGUCAGGACCUCGACACAUCGAAAUCAACGUGUACGAAACUACCUCAAGGCCAAGCGAGAAAAUCGUUCCGGACAGGAAUGCUAG
Molecule: messenger RNA, 483 nt
Organism: Haemonchus placei
Lineage: Eukaryota; Metazoa; Nematoda; Chromadorea; Rhabditida; Trichostrongylidae
Source: the annotation of a GenBank genome assembly